Leopardus geoffroyi (Geoffroy's cat) is the source of this 6895-nucleotide messenger RNA. It is a transcript of the gene DISP2, whose product is annotated as dispatched RND transporter family member 2. Bases 841 to 5040 code for a protein of 1399 amino acids. The transcript has 8 exons. The record is from RefSeq and is a predicted model, not a curated record. Lineage: Eukaryota; Metazoa; Chordata; Mammalia; Carnivora; Felidae.
CCUCUCACACCACCCAUAUCUAUUACUAGCCCUCUACCCAGGCCUGUCCCAGGCCCAUCAUGCCUCCCCUCCCUGACAGUCAUUCCCUGACGGUAGAGGAAGCAAGUGUCCUAAAGUGAGUGGCUAUUGAGUACCUUCCAGGCCGGAAAGGGGGUGAUUAUAAGAAAAAGAGCUGCGAAUUCUCUCUCUUCUCCCUCUUCCCACACCCCACACUCAGCACUUGAAUAACAGAAGCCGGGCUCCACGCCUGAGGGGUGCAAACUCAGGUCCAGGUCCAGAGAAACGUGAAGAAAGACCCAACUUGAAUAGUGCUAAUCCCAUUGGGGAGGAGGGGGUGGUUGCUGAGCAAAGCCGAGAGAAAUGUGGAACUUAAACCGCCAGACCUCUCAAUCCUUCGGCUUCCUGCACAGUGAAGUGCGGGUGUGGAAGCUUCUCCCUCUUUCUGGCUGUAAGAGUGCGUGUCAAGUUGUGAGGCUCUCUGCACGGUGCCUGAAGUCGCGCUUCCUGGUCCCUUACGGGAAGACCGAUGUCCCCCUGGGAAAGGCCAAUGUGCAAACUACAGCCAGACAGCUGGGCCCCUCUAACAGCAGCUCUCAGACUUGGCCUGGGUAGAGGGGCCCACCACUACCAGUCCCGGGGUCUUAAAAGACUGCAAAGCCUCCAGCGCCAGGCAGCCGCGCGGGGAGAAGCCUCUGUCCCCACCCCCGGUGCCGCGCCCAUUGGCUGGGCUCUUGUCGGCCCCGCCCACCGAUCGGUCCGCCUGGCGCUGACGCAUGCGCGGGAGCCCGCCACCGCCGCCGCUUCAGCACCAGCUCCCGGACAGCGGCGCCGCCCACGGGCAUGGACGCUGACAGCGGCAGCAGCAGCAGCGGUCCGGCUCCCGGCCCGGGUCCGGAAGAGGAGCAGCAGCCCAAGGAGGAACCCUUGGCCCCAGACGGCAGCUCCCCGGACAGGUCCCAGAGCAAGGCUGUGGCCCCUGAGGCAAGCCCAGAAAAGAGCUGCUCUCUCCAGAGCUGCCCCCUUGAGGAACCUUCCAGUUCUUCAGGACCCCCACCAGCGACUUCCACCCUCCAGCCUGGGGGCCCGUCCAGCCCCUUGGCCCCUGCACACUUCACCUAUCCCAAGGCACCACAGGAAUACCGGGGGGACAGUUCCCUGCCAGGGCUUGGGGACCGGGCAGCUCUAUGCUCCCAUGGCUCUAGCCUCAGCCCUUCUCCAGCCCCCUCACAGCGAGAUGGGGCCUGGAAGCCACCAUCCGUGCAGCACCAUGUGGUCAGCGUCAGGCAGGAACGGGCCUUCCAGAUGCCAAAGAGCUAUUCCCAGCUGAUUGCCGAGUGGCCGGUGGCCAUGCUGCUGCUGUGUCUGGCUGUCAUCCUCCUCUGCACCCUGGCUGGACUGUUGGGGGACCGACUGCCCGACUUCUCCAAGCCCUUGCUGGGUUUUGAGCCUCGAGACACAGACAUUGGGCGCAAGCUAGUGGUCUGGAGAGCACUGCAAGCCCUCACAGGCCCCAGGAAGCUGCUUUCUCUUUCCCCAGACUUUGAGCUGAACAGCUCAAACCCCCACACCACUCUGAGCCCCACACCCUGGAGCAGUGCCCAGGAGGGCUUGGUCCGGCCUCGAAGGAUGGUGGAACCCCUGGAAGACAGAGGGCAGGAGGACUUCUUUUGUGGUCCCCCUGAGAAGAGCUAUGCACAGCUGGUGUUCAUGUCGACCUCAGCGGGCAGCCUGUGGAACCUGCACGCCAUCCAUUCCAUGUGUCGCAUGGAACGGGACCAGAUCCGCUCCCAUACCCGCUUUGGGGCUCUGUGCCAGCGGACGGAAGCCAACAAGUGCUGUCCCAGCUGGUCCCUGGGCAACUAUGUGGCCGUGCUCUCCAACCGCUCCUCCUGCCUGGACACGACCCAAGCGGAUGCAGCCCGAACACUGGCCCUUCUGCGGGCCUGUGCCAUCUACUACCACCGCGGUGCCCUGGUGCCCUCUUGUCUGGGCCCCGGGCAGGACAAGCCCCCGCACUGCGCCCAGGUUCCCACCAAGUGCUCCCGGAGCAGUGCCGUCUACCAACUCCUCCACUUUCUGCUGGACAGGGACUUCCUGAGCCCCCAGACUGCUGACUACCAGGUGCCCUCCCUCAAGUACAGCCUGCUCUUCCUGCCCACUCCAAAGGGUGCCUCUAUGAUGGGCAUCUACCUGGACCGCCUAGCCACCCCCUGGGGGCUCUCUGACAACUACACAUCCAUCACUGGCAUGGACCUGGGCCUCAAGCAGGAGUUGCUGAGGCACUACCUGGUCCAGGACACGGUGUACCCCUUGCUGGCCCUGGCUGCCAUCUUCCUCAGCAUCGCCCUCUACUUGCGCUCCCUCUUCCUCACACUCAUGGUGCUGCUGGGGGUGCUGGGCUCCCUCCUGGUUGCCUUCUUUCUUUACCGUGUGGCCUUCCGCAUGGCCUACUUUCCCUUCGUCAAUCUGGCAGCCUUCGUCCUGCUCAGCAGCGUCUGCGCCAACCACACCCUCAUCUUCUUCGACCUGUGGCGCCUCAGCAAGAGCCAGCUGCCCUCCGGGGGGCUGGCACAGCGCGUGGGCCGCACCAUGCACCAUUUCGGCUACCUGCUGCUGGUCUCGGGCCUCACCACGGCCGCGGCCUUUUAUGCCAGCUACCUGAGCCGUCUGCCGGCCGUACGCUGCUUCGCCCUCUACAUGGGCACGUCCGUGCUGGCGCACCUGGCGCUCACGCUGGCCUGGCUGCCCUCCGCCGCCGUGCUCCACGAGCGCUACCUGGCCCGCGGCUGUGCGUCCCGGGCGCAGGGCCCGUGGGGCGGCAGUGCGCCCCGGCGGCUGGCGCUGGCGCUGCACCGGCGGCUCCGCGGCCUUCGGAGGGCGGCGGCCAGCACCUCGCGCCUGCUCUUCCAGCGCCUGCUGCCCUGUGGGGUCAUCAAGUUCCGCUACAUCUGGAUCUGCUGGUUCGCCGCGCUGGCGGCAGGGGGCGCCUACAUCGCCGGCGUUAGCCCCCGUCUGCGGCUGCCCACUCUGCCGCCGCCCCGCGGCCAGGUCUUCCGGCCUAGCCACCCCUUCGAGCGCUUCGACGCGGAGUACCGCCAGCAGUUCCUGUUUGAGCGGCUGCCUCAGGGCGAGGGCGGCCACAUGCCUGUGGUUUUGGUGUGGGGCAUCCUGCCCGUGGACACUGGCGACCCGCUGGACCCUCGCAGCAACAGCUCACUGGUGAGUGACCCUGCCUUCUCUGCCAGCGGUCCCGAGGCCCAGCGCUGGCUGCUGGCACUCUGCCACGAAGCUCGGAAUCAGAGCUUCUUUGGUGUCCAGCCCGAGGGCUGGCCCACGCUGUGCUUCAUGGAGGCCCUCCAGCGCUGGGUGGAGAGUCCUGCUUGUGCCCGCCUGGGGCCUGGCCUCUGCUGUGGCCACUCAGGCUUCCCUUGGGCACCCCAGCUUUUCCUGCACUGCCUCAAGAUGAUGGCUCUGGAGCAAGGCCCCAACAGCACCCGUGACCUAGGACCCCGCUUCAAUAGCCAGGGCGGCUUGGCUGCCCUGGUUCUGCAGUUCCAGACUAACUUCCAGUACAGUACAGAUUACAGCCAAGCACACCACUUCUAUGCUGAAGUCAGCCACUGGCUGGCAGGGGAGCUGGGCAGAGCACCUCCUGGCCUCCACCGGGGUUGGUUUACCAGCCAUCUGGAGCUGUACAGCCUGCAACACAGCCUGAGCACAGAACCUGCUGUGGUGCUGGGCCUGGCUCUGGCGCUGGCGUUUGCCACACUGCUGCUGGGCACCUGGAACGUUCCGCUUAGCCUGUUCUCCGUGGCAGCGGUGGCAGGCACCGUACUGCUCACCGUGGGGCUCCUGGUUCUACUCGAAUGGCAGCUCAACACUGCCGAAGCCCUCUUUCUCUCUGCUUCCGUGGGCCUCUCAGUAGACUUCACUGUCAACUACUGCAUCUCCUAUCACCUGUGCCCACACCCCGACCGCCUGAGCCGCGUGGCCUUCUCGCUGCGCCAGACCAGCUGUGCCACGGCUGUGGGGGCUGCGGCCCUGUUUGCGGCCGGUGUGCUCAUGCUGCCUGCCACGGUGCUGCUCUAUCGCAAGCUGGGCAUUGUCCUCAUGAUGGUCAAGUGCGUCAGCUGUGGCUUUGCCAGCUUCUUCUUCCAAUCUCUGUGCUGUUUCUUUGGACCAGAGAAGAACUGUGGGCAGAUCCUCUGGCCUUGUGCCCACCUGCCAUGGGAUGCUGGGAAUGGGGAGCCUAGUGGGGAAAAGGCAGGCCGCCCAAGAUCAGGGCCAGUGGGAAAGGCACCCGGAUCCUGCUCGGAACAAUACGAGCUACAGCCCCUGGCACGGCGCCGGAGUCCCAGCUUUGACACCAGCACAGCCACUAGCAAACUGUCCCACCGGCCCUCGGUGCUCUCUGAGGAUCUACAGCUGCAUGAUGGCCCCUGCUGCCCCCGGCCCCCACCGGCCCCUGCCUCCCCAAGGGAGCUGUUCCUGGACCACCAGGCAGUCUUCAGCCAGUGCCCGGCCCUGCAGACCUCCUCCCCCUAUAAGCAGGCUGGCCCCAGCCCCAAAACCCAAGCCAGGCAGGACUCCCAAGGGCAGAAGGCUGAGCCCGUGCAGGCCUCACCAGAAGCCUCGGCCCACCCUCCCAAGCCCAAGGCCGUGGAGCCUCCUGAUUGCCUCUGCUCCUCAGCUAGCACCCUGGAGGGGCUCAGCGUCUCUGACGAGACCUGCCUAAGCACCUCUGAGCCCAGUGCCCGAGUGCCAGAUUCUGUGGGUGCCUCCCCAGAGGACCUGGACGAGACAGAGCAAACGGUACCUGAGCGGGGCCAGCUGAAUGAGAAGCGAGACACCCUGUGGCUGGCACUGAGGGAGACCGUGUAUGAUCCAUCGCUGCCUGCCUCCCACCAGAGCAGCUCCUCCUGGAAGGGCCGUGGGGCACCAGGGGAUGGCAGCCCUGUGGUGCUGCCCAACAGCCAGCCAGAUCUGCCAGAUGUUUGGCUACGCAGGCCCAGCACCCACACUUCAGGCUACAGUAGCUGAGGGAGGCCCAGGAAGGCAGGGCUGGGGCACAGAGCCUGUCAGAGGUGACAGGAGGGGGGCAGCCCCAGACUGGAGCCUGAUAGUGUCUGCCCGCAUCAGCAUGGAGAGGUCUCACCCUCCAGAUGUGGAUUUUAAACCCUGCCAGAUGUUUCAGCCUUGGUCCAGACUGCUACUUACUCCCCACAUCUGGAGGAUUCAGUGGAGAGGGUCUUUGGAGAGAAAUGUCAAGCUCUCCUUGUAACUUGCUGAGGUCUCAUUUGUCCCCAUAUGCCAACCAGGACCUCUGGAAGGGGGAGGGCCAGAUGUGUAGCUCCAGGUAUCAGGGCGAGGCUGACCCAGCCCCCAAGCCUAGUGGGACGAAGGGACUCAGUCCGUGGAAUCCUGCCAGGGCACCUCACCAACCAGAAGAGCCCUAGGGAGCCUCAGCAGCCUCCAGGGCCUCACAUCUUUCAGGGGCUCUUCGGCAGGACACUUCCUUCUCUUUGGAGAGCUUCUCUGGGCCGGAAUUAAGUGACUCUUUCCUGAACAGCCCUACCCCCUCACACUCCCCGGGCUGACCAGAUAUUUGCCAGGGCCUGGCAGAGACGGCUGCUGGGAACGAAGCAGGAGGAGGAGGGCUGGUCAGCUUCAGAGUGUCUCUCAGUUACAGGACGGUCCCUCAUGGGGAGCUGCUCUGGUACACGAAGCGUGCUCUCCCCUGUGAACAAACAAUAAGAAUCCUUUACAUCCUGCAUCUCUUAGUUUACGGAACACUUGCACACCCACUUUCUCCUUAGUUUCACCAUGUCACUAUGGGGAAGCCUGCAGUUAGCCAGGUCCUUCUGCCCCCGAUUUAUAGGUAAAGUCAUUGAGAGUAAGUAAGCUUAAGCGAUUGACCCACAGUCACAGAACCAGUACAGGGGGAAGCAACUUCCCUGGCUCACUCCCCCCUGAAACUUCCACUCUCCUGGCUCCCUGCCCCAGGGACAUUGGCUUGUGGCUAACUUGACCCUUCACCUCUGGCACCCUCUGAUGACCUGCCUUCACAGGUGUCUCUGAGUGCAACACUCCCUUCCUUCCUCUCUUUAGACCUCCGUCUCGAGAGAGAGCUAUCCUCUGAGCUAGCUGCAAGUUGCUCCACAUCUGCCCAGUGCUUCCCUUCAGAUCCACUGAGAACCUAUCAGCUAUGGGGCAUCCUGGCUGAUCUGCUUUCCAGGUUCAGGGGCAUGCUUCUUCCACGGCCACAGUGUAUGGAGAGCCCCUGUCAGGAGAGGCACUGAGGGUAGUAGGGGUUGAAUGGAAUUCAGUUAAGGCAGGACCCCAGGCCUGCCCCUUUUGGGAGUGCGUGAGUCUAAAGCUAUUCCCCGCGUCAGGGUCCCCCGCUUCCUAAGGACAUGACGUUCUGGGGGUUCUCAGCAGACCAAAAGGUGACUCCUCCUCCCCAAAGCAGAGUCUCUCCGCAAGGUUUUUGAGCCCACGUGAGAGCGAUGACACUUGGAGCACAUUUACUUGAACACCUACUCUCCUACGGUACUUCAGGGAGACGGAGGCAUGGAAGGAAAAUCGAACAUCUGCCCUCAAGGAGCCCUCCCUCUAGCUGGGGAAACAGCUCACAUAGACACACAGGAGCGAUGGGUCACUGACAGCACCACGCAGGGCAUGCUGAGGGCCAAAUGCCUGUCACCAUUAGUAUCGCUGGAGGUCAAGUACCCAGGACUGGGUAACCAGGAAGGCUUCCAGGAGGGAAACAACUCAAGCUGGGCUUCAGAAGUGCAAGUAUCUCAGACUGGAAGGGACCUUAAUGAUCAUUUAUUCCAGCAGUUUUCUUUUCUUUUCUUUUGUUUUUUUUUUUUUAAGUUUAUUUAUUUUUGAAAGA